AUGCCACCGCCAACCACGCCAGCCCCAACUACCGCCCACCCAGCCGGCCCACCAGCCACUGCCGCAACCCUCCAACAGUCACAGCACACCGCGGGAUUCCCACGAUCUACUAGACCCGGGGCAGGACAGGGUCGCCUUCCCCGAGUGGGCGAUACCCCGAUGACCCACCAGCACCCAGCCAGAGACCCGCACCAGAGCCCAAGGAGGAUACCUGGGCAAAUAAGAGAGGGGAAGGCAGAAACAGGAGAGCGAGAAGCUGCCAAUUCCUCCUCAAAUCUGAUUUUCAAGGCUGACUUCACACUACUUUUAGCAAGUGUCCAAAUCGGAUCUAAACGAGACGAGUCUUUGGAUAAACGCUGGGCUUGUCCCUCUCAUCGGACGCUCAGCGUCUCUGGGGGUCUAUGGCCCCAAAAAGUGAGAGGAGUCUGGCUGCAGCCCGCCUCUCUCAGUACCCUGCGCCGCUCUUCUCAGUACCCAUCCCGCAGACAGGAAAUGACGCAACACCGCAGCUCUCAGUCCCCUCAGACCGGAAAUGUCGUCAACCCUUGCGACGAAAACAAGUUACGUUAUUUCACCUCUCGCGAAAAAAACACGUUUGAAUGUUGUCACAUGAUCCAAAUAGGACAAGCUGCAAGAUCACCACCCCAUUGGGAAGAAACUAAAUCACGACCCCCAAAUGGUAGUCUUCCCAUGCAGAUACAGGGAUGUCACACAGAUCCAAAUGGAAACAUCGAACACUGUAAAACCCACUGUGCAGACAGGACCAAUGGUGACAAUAUAAGACCAUGCCGAGCUUCAUGGACGGUUCAAACUCAUCCUGCCCAGGAACGGCUGAAAACGUUGACAGUCAAUCAACAGGGGGACAUGGAAAGAGAGGAUUGGAAGUGAAAUAGAGGGUUUUUCGGGACAGCCAUAGGGGUG
This is a messenger RNA of Corythoichthys intestinalis (scribbled pipefish), 921 nucleotides long. RefSeq lists its product as uncharacterized. The record is from RefSeq and is a predicted model, not a curated record. NCBI's taxonomy places the organism in Eukaryota, Metazoa, Chordata, Actinopteri, Syngnathiformes, Syngnathidae. The transcript has 8 exons. The coding region runs from base 1 to 888 and encodes 295 amino acids.